Messenger RNA from Gossypium arboreum, 861 nucleotides. Its product is annotated as MLP-like protein 31. Bases 146 to 619 code for a protein of 157 amino acids. The record is from RefSeq and is a predicted model, not a curated record. Lineage: Eukaryota; Viridiplantae; Streptophyta; Magnoliopsida; Malvales; Malvaceae. The transcript has 2 exons. Gene Ontology annotation, biological process: defense response.
AAUAGGAAAUUGAGUAGUGUCAUUUGGAGAGGAUUAUUGCCUUAGACAUGGACACUAGUCUAUAAAUAAUGUCUAGCCUAAACAUCAACCAAACCACUCCCACAUCAAACAAACCACUCCCAUAUUAAACAUUGCUGGUGAAACAAUGGCGUCUUCAGCUCUGACAGGUAAGCUUGAGGCAGAUGUAGAGAUUAAGGCUUCUCCUGAGCAGUUCCAUGAAAUGUUUGCCCACAAACCGCACCAUGUGCACCAUACUUGCUAUGACAAGAUUCAAGGAUGCGAUUUACAUGAAGGUGAAUGGGGGAAAGUCGGUACCAUUGUCCAUUGGAGUUAUGUGCAUGAUGGAAAGGCUAAAAAGGCAAAGGAAGUAGUGGAAGCGAUAGACCCCGACAAGAAUUUGGUCACUUUCAGAGUGAUCGGAGGAGAUCUAAUGGAAGAGUAUAAGAGCUUUGUAAUCACGAUUCAAGUUUCGCCCAAGAGCGAGGGUAGUGGCAGCGUAGUGCACUGGACUUUGGAAUACGAGAAGCUGCACGAUGGGAUUGCGCAUCCCGAGACUCUGCUGCAAUUCGUUCAAGAUGUCUCUAAAGACAUUGACGCCCACCUCACCCAAGCAAGCUAAACAGUAUCACAUGUUGCUAUUGUUGCCGCUACUUGAAGCACUAUUCAUCUAUUUAAUGAAUAAAGUGACAACUUCCUUUCUUAUGUAUUUUGAUCUGAAUAUGUAUGUUUAGAUCAAUAUGCAGUCAAGGGGAGGGAGCUUUGUAUUUUCUUGCAUGUUUGUCUUUUUAAUUAUGUAUGAAUUCAAUGUGUCCUACGCUCUUAUUUGUGUUCUAAUGAAUAUAUGUAAGUAUGAUAUCGUAA